AUGGUGAAGACUGAAGAUAUUGUCGAACUGUGGACUGCGUGGACUCUGCCACUCUGGAGGGAGGCUACCUACCUGCCCAGAUCGCUCUGCGCGAGUUUCAUGCUGAUGUUAGGACCAAAAAUUGUUCCCAUUUCAGCUUCCAAGGGAAGGAGUGAACAGGAUCAGAAGAGAGAAAUGGCGGGAGGAGGAAGACUUGUAUACGGGGAAGUGAUGGCAUUUUCAGCUAUGAUCAAGAGCUCUUCCUCGGCUAAGUUUCUCGGUACUCUGGAAAGUCGGUCUUCUGGGGGUCUUUGGAAGUUCAUCCCAGAUCAUGGGAUACGCAGGCAUCAAUUACAGCUCUCCUACGCUUGCUUCAGCUAUAGGCAACCUCACUCCAGCUUUCACCUUCUUACUUGCUGUCAUUUGCAGACUCAAAUUAUGAAGGAGUACCCAGCUGAAGUCACGGUAGUCUUCUUCUACAACAUAGUUGUGUGCAUCAUAGCAGCAUUUGUUGCUCUUGUUACAGAAGGGACUUCUCCAACUGCCUGGAUAUUGAAGCCUAAUGUAGCGUUAGCAUCCGUGAUUUGCUCGGGAUUUGGAUCGUGCUUGAACAACAGUGUUCAUACAUGGGCACUGCGGAUCAAGGGACCUGUGUUUGUAGCAAUGUUUAAGCCGUUGUCCAUCGCCAUCGCUGUUGCUAUGGGCGUGAUGUUUCUGGGCGACACACUUUAUCUGGGAAGUGUGAUUGGGGCAGUAGUAAUAUCGAUUGGGUUUUACACUGUGAUGUGGGGAAAAGCUCAAGAGGAUGAUUUCACAGAGGCCUGCGUUACUGCUAGUUGCUGCAACCAGCAGCAGGAAACUCAUUACGCAGAGAAGGCUCCUCUGUUGCAGAGCUACAGAAGAAAUGCACAAGUUUAA
Molecule: messenger RNA, 897 nt
Organism: Linum tenue
Lineage: Eukaryota; Viridiplantae; Streptophyta; Magnoliopsida; Malpighiales; Linaceae
Source: the annotation of a GenBank genome assembly